Molecule: messenger RNA, 6866 nt
Organism: Hemibagrus wyckioides
Lineage: Eukaryota; Metazoa; Chordata; Actinopteri; Siluriformes; Bagridae
Gene: fyco1b
Product: FYVE and coiled-coil domain autophagy adaptor 1b
Exons: 18
Coding region: 268-4128 (1286 amino acids)
Biological process (GO): positive regulation of autophagosome maturation; plus-end-directed vesicle transport along microtubule
Cellular component (GO): late endosome; autophagosome; lysosome
Molecular function (GO): metal ion binding
Source: RefSeq, a predicted model, not a curated record
AGAGUUUCUUUCCUCCUUCUUUUGAUUGAUUUGAAAAUGUAUUUUCCGUGGUGUUUAAUGCACAAACUAGCUCUUGUCACCAUCAAGACGUCGUAAUGAAAUCGAACGGAUCUAAUGAGUUUUAUUAGGAGCUGGACAUUUCCCCUUCUCCUCCAUAUUCACCGGUCUGUUUUGGGAAGCGCGAGCCGGUGACGUAGUCAUGUUCCCUUGAUGCAGCACACAGUACGAUGAGAGUGUAACCCGCGUUCGUCCUCCUCCUGCUCCACCAUGGCAUCUUUAACAGUUGGUGAAAAUCAGCUCCAGAGGAUAAUCAGAGAUCUGCGUGAAGCGGUUGCUGAGUUGACUAAGGAGCACGUCGAGAGCGGAGAACCCAUCACAGACGACAGCCCCAGUCUCCACAAGUUCUCCUACAAACUUGAAUACUUACUGCAAUUUGACCAGAAAGGGAAAUCCACUUUUCUGGGCAGUCGGAAGGACUACUGGGAUUAUUUCUGUGAUUGUUUGGCCAAGAACAAAGGGACUAAUGAUGGCAUUCGCUUUGUCAAGUCUAUCUCAGAGCUGAAGACGUCUCUGGGGAAAGGCCGAGCCUUUAUCCGCUACUGUCUGGUGCACCAGCGACUUGCAGACACACUUCAGCAAUGUCUGAUGAACCAGAGAGUCACAUGUGACUGGUACUACGCCCGCAGUCCUUUUCUGAAAUCCCACCUCAACGUUGACAUCAUCAAUCACCUGUAUGAGCUGAACGAGAUCCAGUUCGAUGUGGCAUCCAGAGGAUAUGAUCUGGACUCCGAGUGGCCCACCUUUGCCAGGAGAACUGUGGGUUCGGCAGUGUCCGGUGCCCACAUGUGGAGACCGCCCAGCCGCUGCUCCAGCGUCAAUAGCCUCGUCAGCAACUACUCUCAGCAAGUGCAGGAAUAUCUCCCAGGCCCAGACUUGGGUACCAGUUAUCAAGCCGAUCUCGGCGAGCUAGGAGAACUCUCUUUUAGUGCCGUAGAUGACCUGCGUGUUGAACUCGACCAGUCAGAGCUACGUAAACAGCAGCUUCAAGUGCAGGUUCAUCUCCUUUCUGAUGAAGCAGCAGAAUUAAAGCAGGAGGUUGCUGAUCUCCAAGGGAAGCUGUUUGCUGCUGAGAAUGCCAAUCAUAAGCCAUGUAAAGAGGCAGCUGGAAAGGUUAGCAAGGAUUCAUUCAAGGAAGAUGUUGAAGCCAGGGCGCUGGAAAACGGGCACAAUACCGUGGAUUGGGUGAAGCAGGCUGAAAGAUUGUCUCAGGAACUCAAAGCUCAGGGGGAAAAGUUGAAAGAAAGUGAAGAGGUGCUUGCCAAGCUUCGCACAUCCAGCGAAAAGGAAAGAACCGUUUCACUUCAGCAGGUUAAUGAGCUCCAAGUGACUGUCAGUCGCCUCAAUGAGGCAUUAUCUAUGAAAGAACUGGAGGUAAAGAAUUUGCAUACCCAGCUGCAGGACAUAGAAAGCUCACUGCAGGAACGAAUCCAGCAGCUAGAGGAGGUGAAGAAGAAGGCAAAACGUGAACAUGAGGAGCUUCAACAGCAGAGCACUAGCUUAAAAGAAGCACUGGAGGGUCAGAUUGUAUCACUGCAGGAACAGUUGAAAGAAAAGGAGAUCAAUCUCUCAGUCAGCACUCAGAAGAUCCAGCAGUUAGAAAACCAGAGGUUGGAAAGCCAGAGCAAGAAGCUGGAGGAGUACAAGACCCAGUGUGUCAGCUUAAUGGAGAUCAAUUCCAAGUUGGUCAGUACGGUGAAAAGGAGUGAGGAAAGCAACAAGGAGCUGGCUGAGACCAAAGCUGCUCUGGAGAGAGAACUGACCUCUCUAAAAGCCUAUGAGAAGCAGAAGAAAACUGAGAAGGACAGACAUGGAGAGCUAGACAAUGGACCAAGCUGCACAGAGAACAUGAAAGUAUCUGACCAAGAAUUAAAGGAUGUUCAAAAAGAAGAGCUAACUAAGCAGAAUGAUCACAGGAAAGAUCUCCACCUCUCCCAGCACCCUGAAACGGAAGAAGCAGCUUCUAGACUCACUCUAGCCGAAGCCCAACUAACCUUAAACAUGAAGGAGGUCUCCAGGCUCCAGGAGGAAGUUGUAGAUCUUCGAGCUCGGCUCCAAGUGACCUCAGAAGAAAGGAUGAAGAUCCAAGCUUUGCAUGAGGUGACCGAAGCCUCCAAGGCAGACCUUUGUGCUCAGACCGAGCAGCUGAAAUCCCAGGUGGAGGACCUGAACCGCCGACAUGUAGAGGAGCUCCUGCAUUAUCGCGAGAAGGAGGAGGCGCUAGAAAAGAAGUUGAAUGCUGAGGCUCAGGUUCGAGCCAAUCUACAGACUAAGUUGGAGUCCAUAAGGGACGAGCUUGAUGUAAUGAAGAAACGGAACAAUGCCCUGGCUUUGGAGUAUGAAGAGGCUAGAGAGGCCCUUCACAGAGCCAACACCGAGACUGCAGAGCUGGGCGUCCAAGUGUGUUCUCUAACCGGGAAGAACGAGGAACUCUCGGCCAAACUGCAGGAGCUGCUGGUGGCACAAAACGACUCGCAGAACCUCAACGACUCCGUGGAGACCCUGAAAAAAGACAACACUCGCCUCAAAGAGGAGCUGAAAGAAGCAGAGGGUCUAACGAAAGCCAAGAAGGAACUCCAGCAGAGGCUUGAGGGGGUGAAGGAGGAAGCCAGGAGCUUACGGAAAAGCAACCAGAAAGAGCUCCAUGCUCUUCAGCUUCAGCUGACAGAGACAACCAGCAACCACCAAAACCAGAUGAAGGUUUUGAAUGAGGAGCUGAUGGGCACAAGGUCUCAGAUGGAAGCCGAGCAGGAAAAAGUGUCAGCCCUGGAGACCAGACUGGCAGAGCUCGAGGCUAGUAACAGCAGCCUCAGUGAGAAGCUCGAGGAGAAGGAUGCCUGCAUUGCUAAAUCUGACAUGUUGCUUCAGCAGAAAGAGGAACAGCUCACACAUAUACACAGCGAUUUGGCAAAGGCUCAGGAGGAACUAACCCUCACCCAGAAAGCAUGUCAGGACAUGAGCGAGAACCUGCAGAGGGCAGUCACAGAGAAGGAGACCUGUGAUCUGAAGUCGUCCGCGGAGAUAGACGAUCUCUACCGCACCAAAAGAAACCUGGAGGAAAGACUUAUCGAGCUUAUCCGGGAGAAAGAUGCACUGUGGCAGAAAUCAGACGCUCUGGAGUUUGAGCAGAAGCUGAGAGCUGAGGAGCAGUCGGACCGUGAACUUCCCUACUGCUCCGAGUGUCAUGCGCAGUUCAGCUGGUGGCUGCGCAGACACAACUGCAAGCUGUGUGGUCGGCCUUUUUGCUACUACUGCUGCGCUCACACAGUGAGCAGCCAGCAGGGCGGCGUCAGAGAGCGCUGCUGUAAGAACUGUUACACGCGGCACGGUGUGGCGGAGCGCCAUCCUCAGGAGGAACUCGGAAGUCCGUCUCAGGUGUCGUACAGCCCGCUGUGCUCCACUCCCACCAGAACCUCUAUGCCCAGUGUCACAGUGGCACCGCAGUCCCUGAGGCCAGACGAUGCAGUGUUCGAUAUCAUCACAGACGAGGAGGUGAACUGCAUUUAUGACAGCGACACGCUGCCCUACACCACAGCUCUGUCUCCAGCAAGUGUACAGCAAGGAACACAUGAGAUUAGCAGCAGUACGAGCGGUGGUGACCUCACCGCAGACGAGCUGGAGGAUCUGCCCAACUCAGUGCAGGACGCAGAGAUCUGCCUGCUCAAGUCGGGAGAAAUCACGUUGUCCAUGCCGUUCGGUGUGGAGGAGAUCUCCAACUUCGGUCAGGAGUUCAGAGAACUCUUCAUAAAGUCCAGCUGUUACAGCCUCAUCCCUAUCACCGUGGUUACCGCCGGACCCACCAUCAGUUGGGUGUUUUCCUCGACGCCAAAGAGCAUCGCAUUUAGUGUGGUGUACAGAGAGAGCGCGGAUACACCACUGGAGCAGGCCAAGGUUCUGAUCCCUUUAACCAGGUGUAAUUCUCACAAGGAGGAAAUCAAGGGCCAGGUGAAAGCUCGCAACCCUGGCGAAUACGCGCUGAUCUUCGACAACUCCUUCUCCAGGUUCAUCUCCAAAAAAGUACAGUACAGACUGAGCACGGAGCAGACGGUAGUCUACGACGGCACAGAAUGAGCCGUGAAACAGGGAAGCACACGUCAUACACACGUCUGUCUGUCUGUCUGUCCUGGCGGAUGAGUGGACUGAAGAGUUAUGGAGCCUUUUGCAUUUUCCCAGACACGUUUAUAUUCCUCAAAGCCCAAACUCUUCUGAGAACACAACACACUACUGCUAGGAUCGUUUGGAGCGAAUCAGCUUUCCAGGAUACUAUGCUAAUUUAACUUGCACAUGGAGCGCAGCGAUUUUCAGAUUUUCUUUCCCGACAUGUGACGUGUCUUUACAUGAAGUUUAUAAGAUAUAUUGUUAAUACAGAAGAGUGUGAGAGAGAUUACAUGCACUAUACAUCAUGCUGCGCUUUAAAUCUAUCUGCCAUUGUGCUGCUUUACAGGGAGGAUUAGAAACCCGAAAAAUCUAUUUUUUCCGAACUAACUCCUUAACGCGCAGAGCGAAUAAUUAAUGUACAGUAAACGAGUUUUUAAACAGAGCUUUUAAUUCACCCCCUAAAAACAAACAAUAAAACGUUUCCUACACGAAGGUCUUCUAUGCACAGACGUGUUCACGUGAGCACAAGCUCCGAAUGAAAUUUUGAUCUCAGACAGCACGAAUGUUCCGUCUCGUUACAGCGCACGUUUAAAGGGUUUCUUGAGCCAAUGUGAGCCGUGUAUCUGUCCCGGGCGCCAGCGUGGCGUUUUAUAAACCGAGGGUCACGUGUUUUCUUUACAGCUCACUGUGCGUUUCUGUUCUGCUGACGUGACGAGACAUUUUUUAUAAGCAAUAUCUAUGCUGCUCUGUUUAUUUCAAUGAACACAGUUAAACCCAGUGCACAGUGGAAUUAGGGUGUUUUUCUUUUCUUGUUGUUACAGAGGAUGAUUCCUGAGGAGAAUAAAAUCAAAUAUUUUCCCAAUCAUCCCCAAUUUUCCAGCACAUGUAGCUUAUAAGGCCAAAAGCACAUCGAAGUUUGAAAUAUAUUCAUGCCCGAGUUUUCUUAUACGUACUUUAAAUUGCACUAAGCCUCAUUUUCCCAAGCUUUUAGGAAAGCUUAUUUUAUUUUGAAAAAUCUUUGGUAAUGCUGAUUUUCUUUUGGCUUUUUUCUACUUAACAAUCAUUGUUUACAUUAAGCCCCGCCCACAAAAGUCCAUAAAAGGCAAGGCCCACAGCGCUGAAAACAACAAACCUUUUAGAGGGUGCCAUUUCUUUUGUGCUUAUCGAAUCGUUAUUCUAUUUCGUUUUUAAUCGAUGAAGGAUUUCUUUCGAGUUAUUAGUUUGUAAUGGGCGAAUCUGACAUAACAUUUUAUUUGAGGUGUUUAUGUAAAUUUUCGGUAACGUGUUUUUAACCAGUUGAGAUUCGGAACGUUUUUCCGAACUAGAAGGAUUAUUUAUUUAUUUUUUUUCAUGUUUAUCCGACGAAAUCUUUACGAAUCAACUCGUUCGUAUUCGGUUCGUUUGUCGUUCCAUUUCAAAUGGUGUUGAACGACAUACAUCGUCACAAAGCAGCAUUACGGAUACCUCCAUGUAGGUUUAAAUCCCUGUGAGGAAAGCCAGAGGCGACCGGGGUCGAGGAAGAAAUCUUCCUGAAACGACACGAGGAAGAAAGAAAUGAGAUUACGUAAUCGUUUAUAUCAACAAUUGAUAUCUUUGACAUUAAUUUUUGCGUUCUUUACAGUAUAUUAUAUUAUGAAUACAUAAUAAUCUAUAUCCCUGUGCUUCCCACAGGAUCGUAGAGUCACUUUUUUCAUUUUUUUUAAUCAUUAAACAUCCAAAAUUCAAGUUAAAAAUACGCUAACUAGCUGCUUAUAUUUGUGAUGGCCGAGAAUUCAUCCGAGGGGCUUCAAAAAAAAAUAUGGCAUCAUUUCCAGUAAGGAAACAUAGUGCACAUGGAUGCUCCCUGGUUCCUACAAUGGAAUUUUUUUUAGAUUUUUUUAGGAGGCUAAAGUUCCAGUAUACUGGAAGGAAUGUAAUAUGGAGUUGGCCCCGCCCUUUGCAGCUUCAACUCUUCUGGGAAGGCGUUCCGCAAGGUUUAGUAGUGUGUUUAUGGGAAUUUUUGACCAUUCCACUAGAAGUGCAUUUGUGAGGUCAGGCACUGAUGUUGGACAAGGCUCUUAUUCAACCCAAAGGUGUUCUAUGGGGUUGAGGUCAGGCCAGUCAAGUUCCUCCACACCAAACUCACUCAUCCAUGGACCUUGCUUUGUGCACUGGUGGUCAGUCAUGUUGGAACAGGAAGGGGUCAUCUCCAAACUGUUCCCACAAAGAGCAUGAAAUUGUCCAAAAUGUCUUGGUAUGAAGCUGAAGCAUUAAGAGUUCCUUUCACUGGAACUAAGGGGCCGAGCCCAACCCCUGAAAAACAACCCCUGAGUUCACCUGGAUUUUGGUGUCCCAAAACUUUUGGCAAUAUAGUGUCCUGCAUGACUGUGAUUGAAGCGAUUUGAGGCGGAUUUUUAUAGAACAAAUUUUUGGGGGGUUUUCUGUUACUCUAAAUUUGCACCUAAAUACAGAGAUUUAUUUAAAAAUGAAUAAUAUCUUGGCUAAAUGACUUGUGGGAAACUGGAAAAUGGAGUCAAGUUGAUUUGCACCUUUUUCCUCUGUUACUCUGCGUUUUUUUUGGAUUGUUUUUAAUCCUGUUUUUAUUCCUCACAGUCGGUUUCUGUAAGCACACGAUAUCCAGUAAGACACUGGGAUUCUGAUUGAUCCAGUUCCAUCACUGCAAUUCACUGAAAUUGAACUAAUUGUGAAUAAACUGACAGCCGUGAUCCAAA